AUGUCGUUGGAUGUUACUCAAAUACUCUUGAGUGCGCAAUCUGCUGAUGGCUCGAUUAGGAAGCAUGCUGAAGAAAGCCUCAAGCAGUUUCAGGAGCAAAACCUCCCAGGUUUCUUGCUCUCCCUCUCAAGUGAGUUGGCCAAUAACGAGAAACCUGAAGAGAGCCGCAGGUUGGCUGGUUUGAUCCUUAAGAAUGCACUGGAUGCAAAGGAGCAGCACAGGAAGAGUGAACUUUUCCAGAGAUGGCUGGCACUGGAUGCUGGUGUCAAGGCACAAAUUAAAGCGUUGCUGCUGCAAACUCUCUCAUCUCCUGUUGCAAGUGCCAGAUCUACAUCUUCUCAAGUCAUCGCAAAGAUUGCUGGCAUUGAGAUCCCUCAGAAGCAAUGGCCUGAGCUUAUAGGAUCAUUGCUCUCAAACAUACAUCAGGUCCAGCCUAAUGUCAAGCAGGCGACGCUCGAGACACUUGGCUAUUUAUGUGAGGAAGUUUCUCCAGAAGCUGUUGAUCAAGACCAAGUCAACAAGAUACUUACAGCUGUUGUUCAAGGUAUGAAUGCUUCUGAAGGGAACUCUGAAGUGAGACUUGCAGCCACACGGGCAUUGUAUAAUGCAUUGGGCUUUGCUCAGGUUAACUUCUCCAAUGACAUGGAGCGUGAUUAUAUCAUGAGAGUCGUAUGCGAAGCAACACAGUCACCAGAGGUGAAGAUAAGACAGGCUGCCUUUGAGUGUUUGGUGGCUAUUUCAUCAACUUAUUACGAUAAGCUGGCCACAUACAUGCAGGACAUAUUUAAUAUUACUGCAAAGGCCGUGAGAGGAGAUGAGGAGUCAGUUGCACUUCAGGCCAUUGAAUUUUGGAGCUCCAUAUGCGAUGAGGAAAUCGACAUUUUGGACGACUACAGUAGUGAGUUUACAGCUGAUUCUGAUGUUCCUUGCUACUAUUUUAUCAAGCAAGCUCUUCCUGCUUUAGUGCCAAUGCUGCUGGAGACUCUCCUGAAGCAGGAGGAAGACCAAGACUUGGAUGAAGGUGCUUGGAACCUUGCAAUGGCUGGUGGUACUUGUUUGGGCCUGGUGGCGAGGACUGUUGGUGAUGACGUUGUUCCUCUUGUGAUGCCUUUUGUUGAGGAGAACAUAACGAAACCUGAAUGGAGGCAAAGAGAGGCUGCAACAUAUGCUUUUGGAUCCAUUCUGGAGGGUCCAUCAGCUGAUAAACUGGCCCCUCUAGUUAACGUAGCCUUGAAUUUUAUGUUGUCUGCGCUGUUGAAGGACCCAAAUAACCAUGUGAAGGACACCACUGCUUGGACCCUCGGAAGAAUAUUUGAGUUUCUUCAUGGUUCUGCGCUUGAAACUGCUCCUGUUAUUACAGCUGAGAACUGCCAGCAAAUACUUACUGUGCUACUUCAAAGCAUGAAGGAUGUCCCAAAUGUGGCAGAAAAGGCAUGUGGGGCACUCUAUUUCCUUGCACAAGGCUAUGUGGAUGCUGGAUCGGCGUCACCAUUAGCCCCUUUCUUCCAAGAUAUUAUUCAGAGCCUUAUUGUGACCAGUCACAGAGAAGAUGCUGGAGAAUCCAGGCUGCGUACCGCAGCUUAUGAAACUCUAAAUGAAGUUGUCAGGUGCUCUACCGAGGAGACAGCUCCUAUUGUUUUGCAGCUGAUACCAGUGAUUAUGAUGGAACUCCAUCAGACACUUGAAGCAGGAAAGUUGUCAACUGACGAGAGGGAGAAGCGGAGCGAUCUGCAGGGCCUUCUCUGUGGUUGCUUGCAGGUCAUUAUCCAGAAGUUGGGAGGGAUGGAGUCAACAAAGUUUGCCUUCUUGCAGUAUGCGGAUCAGAUGAUGGAUCUAUUUUUGAGAGUUUUUGCUUGUCGAAAUGCCACGGUGCAUGAGGAGGCUAUGCUUGCUAUUGGUGCAUUGGCAUAUGCAGCCGGUUCAAACUUCGCAAAGUACAUGGCGCAAUUCUACCAGUACUUGGAAAUGGGACUUCAGAACUUUGAAGAGUAUCAGGUAUGUGCUAUUACAGUGGGUGUUGUGGGUGACCUGUGCAGGGCACUGGAGGACAAAAUUUUACCCUACUGUGACGGCAUCAUGACCCAGCUCCUGAAAGAUCUUUCCAGCAAUCAGUUACACAGAUCUGUAAAACCACCUAUAUUCUCGUGCUUUGGUGAUAUUGCACUGGCAAUUGGGGAGAACUUUGAGAAGUAUUUGAUCUAUGCGAUGCCCAUGCUACAAAGUGCAGCAGAUUUGUCGGCGCAUGCAACUGCAGCUGAUGAGGAAAUGCUCGACUACACCAAUCAAUUAAGGAAUGGCAUCUUGGAGGCCUACUCUGGCAUUCUUCAAGGAUUCAAGGGUUCCCCUAAGAUGCAGUUACUGAUGCCGUAUGCCCCACAUAUUCUUCAGUUCCUUGACGCUCUUCAUAAUGGCAAGGAUAUGGAUGAUUCUGUGAUGAAAACUGCAAUAGGUGUCUUGGGAGAUCUGGCAGACACAUUGGGUGUUCAUGCUGGUCCCUUGAUCAAUCAAUCGACCUCAAGCAAGGAAUUUUUGGAUGAGUGCUUAUCAUCCGAUGAUCCUCUGGUCAAAGAAUCAGCUGACUGGGCAAGGAUUGCAAUCAGCCGUGCAGUUUCAGGUUGA
This is a messenger RNA of Triticum turgidum subsp. durum (durum wheat), 2619 nucleotides long. The record is from the annotation of a GenBank genome assembly. Lineage: Eukaryota; Viridiplantae; Streptophyta; Magnoliopsida; Poales; Poaceae.